ACAAUCCUCCCCACCCUUCGUUUUCUUCAGCCCAGAGCGCCCAGAGAGGAUACUUUUAUAACCUAAACGUGCUAGUAUACAUCAGUAUACAUCUAUUGACAUUUCAACGUUUAUAACACACAUAAACGAUGAACAAUUCGAAAAAGAUCAACGUCAGUUACUCUUCUCUCGUCGGUUUGAAAGCGGAACUCCUGAGGAAACAGGCAGAAGUCGAGGAAGCAAAAGCCAAAAAUAAAAUACAACCUCCCAUAAUCCCAAAAACCAGGUUAAAAAGUAAAACAUCAAAGAAUGUUAACUCAACAGCCAGUCAAUCAUUGGAGACGAAGGAGUCAAAAGUUACAAAAAUCGAGGAUGUCAACGAGCUGAAGAAAUCCAGGUACAUGCUAGAAGCAAAAUCCAAGCUCUACGAAAAACUAAAGAAAAACCACGGGGAUAAAUGCCACAAUUACCUAGUAGACUUCUCCAAUAAGCCACCCUCUCCCCCAUCCUCUUCAGAAGAUGAAAUCCACAAUGAAGAAGACUACGAGGAUAGAAAUUCAGAUCCUGAAGAUGAUUGGGUAGAGUACAGCGACUGUUUCGGUAGAACCAGAAAGUGUUUACGGCGCGACCUUCGAAAAAUGCAGGAGAAAGAUGAAAUGAUAAAGCAAGAGAUCAGCAAAGAUCCUCCUGAAGCUACUGAGACACUUCCAAACCUCCCACCAUUCAUUCCUCCUCAGAAAGAACCGGAGAUAGAGAAGUUACGUAAAAAAUGGGAAGAACAGACUGAGAAAUUGUCCCACAAGCCAGACAUUCAUUAUCAGGACAUUCUCUUCGAUGAAGCCAGAGCACACGGCGUUGGAUACUACGCAUUUUCUCAGGAUGAAGAUGAAAGAUUGAAACAACAAGAGAAUCUUUCAAAAUUACGGAGGGAAACAGAACAGCGACAGAAAGAAGCUCAAAACCUCAAGGAAUUGAAAGCUCAGAUGGAGAAAAAUCGAUUGAAAGCUGCGAGGAUUCGUCAGAGGAUCCGCGCAGGUCUUCCUGCUGAGCCAGAUGAAGAAGAACAAACACCAAAAUCCCCAACCCAAUCUCCAGCAACGCCUGAACUGACAAAAGAACCAGAAGAAACCUCUAAAAUUGACGAAAAAAAUGAAGAAAAUUCCCUCUGUGUCAUCGAGGAUAAAAUCAAAGCUUUUGGAGAACUCCUGGGUAAACGACCAAAGUUCAGGGAGUUGUCUCAAGAAGAGUGGGUCCAUAAAAGGCGAAAAGAUAGAAUGGGAGAGUUUGCUCCGGUUUAUGACAACUUCAAGCCUGGUGGUCUUUUGGGGAGAACUAGAGACAAUCAAAUUGUUGAAGGCGAUGAUGAUGAGGAUCCUGUGAGGAUUACGAGCGGAGGCCCCGAGCCUACUGAUUUGUGGGAGUCUCAGGGGCCUUUGAGAGGUUCCGAGGAUGUUGACGAUUCCGAAGAGAAGAGUGAGUUUGCAGACUCGGAUGUCAUUGGACCUGUUCCACCACCAAAUUUGAUCAAUUUUGAGAGCUCGUCGUUGAUUAACAUUCGCAUUCCUCCAUUCACCUUUGGAAAUUUGAUGCCCAAUUCAUCUAGUAAUGAUUCAUCAAUGACGAUUAUUCCCCCAAUUGAAGUCUUGAGGGCAGUCCCUCCUCCAACGUUUCAAUCUACUUUUAAUGUUUGUAAUGUGGGGGCAAGUAGUGCUCAAUGGAAUGAUGGGAGUGCUGUGGAGGAGAGAGAUGAGGAGGAAACAGGAGAGAGUGAUGACUUGGAGACUAUUGGGCCUCUACCACCGAGAGAUAUCAAGGGAGAGAGGGAUCUCGCAAACAUUCCACUGCCCGGAAAUUCACCACCACCACCACGACCAACUCUGCCAAGUAAUCUGAACCUUGACAAAAUCUCUGAAGGACUUAAGUUUUUGAGGAAAAAGUUUGACAAAGAUGAAAAGAGUUGAUACGAACAUAUUGAAUUAUUUAUUAUUAAAUUAAAAUGAGAAAUAGAGUUUGAUAAGAGAAAUGAGUUUUUUGCUUUAAUUAAUGUUUUUUGAAUGUUUAUCCUCUUCUCUUGUGGGACUUCCGGGCUUUUUGAGGCUGAAUGGGGCCAACAUCAUCCUCUUCUACUUCCAUUGAAUCGUCUUCAAUUUCUGUGAGAAUAAAUUAAUAUAGUUUAAUUAAUACGAACAAGGUUGGAAAUGAGAGAUAAAAAGCAAAAUUGAGAAAAAGUGAAAGAUGGAAUUUGAUAGGGAUGAAGUCUUGUCUAAUGAAUUCCACAUCUUUUUUGGACUCAUCCCCUGUACUUUACAACUUUGCUGCUGAAUUUUUAUUUACCUGGUAAAUUUUUCACUUGCACAGGAGUUUCACAUCCCAAGCAUUUAAGAUUCUUCUGGUAUUUGAAUGCUUUUGCAAGACAGUACAAGUGAACCGCAGUUUGACACUCCUCACAUCUGUAUCCCUGAAAUUGAACCAGAGAAAAUUAAUAUUUGUGUUGUAAGUUAAUUAGCACUGUACAAGUUGUCGAAUCAAUUGCAAUCCUUACGUGGAAUAGCGUAUCCUUGCACAUUGAACAAACGUUGAGACCAUCUGCAUAAGAGUCUUUGAAAUAUGGCAUCAGCUCUCCAAUACUUCUGACUCCGAUAUAAACCUUUCCAUCCUGAAAUAAAAAUACAACAAUGAAGAAUGUUCAAUAUUAGGGGGACGUAAGGUAAAUGAACCACAUGAAAUGGUCAAUAUCAAUCAUACGAUUUGGAUAAACCAAAUUGAUUUUAAAGCCUGAAAGAAUACCUUCAGAAUUAUUGUAUAAUAAUAAUCCGAU
This is a messenger RNA of Diachasma alloeum, 2797 nucleotides long. Its product is annotated as coiled-coil domain-containing protein 174. The coding region runs from base 129 to 1940 and encodes 603 amino acids. Gene Ontology annotation, cellular component: nucleus. The transcript has a single exon. The record is from RefSeq and is a predicted model, not a curated record. NCBI's taxonomy places the organism in Eukaryota, Metazoa, Arthropoda, Insecta, Hymenoptera, Braconidae.